Messenger RNA from Leopardus geoffroyi (Geoffroy's cat), 460 nucleotides. RefSeq names its product ribosomal protein L37a (gene RPL37A). Gene Ontology annotation, biological process: translation. Lineage: Eukaryota; Metazoa; Chordata; Mammalia; Carnivora; Felidae. The transcript is spliced from 4 exons. Gene Ontology annotation, cellular component: ribosome. Gene Ontology annotation, molecular function: structural constituent of ribosome. The record is from RefSeq and is a predicted model, not a curated record. The coding region runs from base 32 to 400 and encodes 122 amino acids.
CGCGCGCGACCUGAGCUCCCCGGGCGCGCUCAUGGCCGUGAGGCAGCAGGAGCGAGCGUCAGUCUGGGCAGACAAGGUUCCCUGUAGCUGUCAGCUGUCCCUAGCGCCAGUUACUCUUCCGUCUGCUAAACGCACCAAGAAGGUCGGAAUUGUCGGUAAAUACGGGACCCGUUAUGGUGCCUCCCUCAGGAAAAUGGUGAAGAAGAUUGAAAUAAGCCAGCACGCCAAGUACACUUGCUCCUUCUGUGGCAAGACCAAGAUGAAAAGACGAGCUGUGGGGAUCUGGCAUUGUGGUUCCUGCAUGAAAACCGUAGCGGGUGGUGCCUGGACCUACAACACCACUUCUGCUGUCACAGUAAAGUCGGCCAUCAGAAGACUGAAGGAGUUGAAAGACCAGUAGAAGCUUCACCAUUUGAAACAUUGCUAGCCUAUAAUAAAUGGGUUAAUUUAUAUAACAAAA